GCCUUCUCCUUUGUUUGUUCACCAUGUUUACUCAACCAGGCAUUUUUCUUUCUUUCUUUCUUUCUUUUUUUUUUUUCUUUGUUUAUUUUUUUGGGUGUCUUGAUUUGUUCGGUCUAUAUGACUCUUGGGAAAGCGCAGAGGACAGGCGCCAAGACAACGGUAAAGGCAAAUGCAAAAGAGAUCUUGUAUGGUACUGCCAAUGGGUACUUAGGCCAGUUGCUUAUGGACACAGACUCCAUACACCGUGGGUGGGUUGUGGAGCCGGGUAUGAACAGAACAGGAGGGAUUCACUGCAUAAGUGCGAAGGUUGAUUUCACGAAGACUGGAAUAAAUGAUAUUGUUGUCGGAAGAGAUGAUGGUAGCAUUGAGGUUUAUGCAGCUCUCACUCCAGAGAUCGCUCCACAGUUGGUCUAUCAAAAAUGUAUUGGGGAGUCGAUCUCGACAAUCGAUGCUGGUUUUGUAACAUCCACUGUGAUGGAGGAUAUCAUUGUGCAGACAUUUUCAGGGAAGCUGCCGCUCAACCACAAUCAACGUGGGCAGCCUUGUGCGUAAGAGGCACAGUAAAAGGGGAGCUGCAAGAACAAUGAAAGGGGUACCCCAAG
This is a messenger RNA of Chara braunii, 602 nucleotides long. The record is from the annotation of a GenBank genome assembly. Lineage: Eukaryota; Viridiplantae; Streptophyta; Charophyceae; Charales; Characeae.